AUGCUCAGCUCGAGGCAAUCCUUGUACAUCUCUUCUUCUCCUUUCCCUUCUUCUUUUUCUUCUUCUUCGUUGUUUUGUAUCAUUUUCCUCCAAGUUACACUUCUCUAUGGCAUUGCCUUCUCUGCCAACCAUGAAGCCUCAACUCUCUUCUCUUGGCUCCAUACUUCUUCUGCAUCACCACCCCCUCCUUCUUUCUCUAACUGGAACAUCCUUGAUCCAAAUCCAUGCAACUGGACAUCUAUAACAUGCUCCUCACUAGGCUUUGUCACUGAAAUCAACAUACAAUCCAUCCCCCUAGAGCUUCCUAUACCUUCCAACCUCUCUUCAUUUCACUCUCUUCAAAAGCUUGUCAUUUCAGAUGCCAAUCUAACUGGAAGCAUCCCUUCAUACAUUGGUGAUUGCUCUUCCCUCACUGUCAUUGACCUCAGCUCUAACAAUCUUGUUGGUUCAAUUCCUGCCAGCAUUAGCAAGCUCCAGAACCUUCAGAACUUGUCUUUGAACUCUAACCAGCUUACUGGAAGGAUACCAGUGGAGUUAAAAAACUGCAUUGGUUUGAAAAAUCUACUUCUUUUUGACAAUCAGAUAAUUGGGACCAUCCCACCUGAGCUAGGGAAGUUGUCACAACUUGAGUCCCUAAGAGCAGGAGGAAACAAAGAUAUUGUGGGGAAGAUUCCUGAAGAGCUUGGGGAAUGCAGAAAUUUGACUGUUUUGGGGCUGGCUGAUACCAGAAUAUCUGGUUCUUUGCCUGCUUCUUUGGGUAGGCUCACAAAGCUUCAGACAUUGUCCAUCUACACAACCAUGCUGUCUGGUGAAAUUCCACCAGAGUUAGGUAACUGUUCUGAACUUGUUGACUUGUUCUUAUACGAAAAUAGCCUAUCAGGAUCAAUUCCAUCUGAGCUAGGUAAGCUCAAGAAGCUGGAACAGUUAUUUUUUUGGCAGAAUGGUCUUGUGGGGGCUAUCCCAGAAGAGAUUGGUAACUGUACAAGCUUGAGAAAAAUUGAUUUAUCCUUAAAUUCUCUAUCUGGGACCAUACCUGCAUCUUUGGGGGGUCUUUUAAAUCUUGAAGAGUUUAUGAUUAGUGAUAACAAUGUGUCUGGUUCAAUCCCUUCCAGUCUUUCAAAUGCUAAAAAUCUUCAACAGUUGCAAGUUGACACAAACCAGCUCUCAGGCUUAAUUCCACCAGAGCUAGGCCAAUUGUCAAACCUCAUGGUGUUCUUUGCUUGGCAGAACCAGCUUGAGGGAAGCAUUCCCUCUACGUUGGGGAACUGUAGUAACCUUCAAGCACUAGACUUGUCACGCAAUGCACUCACUGGUAGUAUUCCUUUUGUCCUAUUCCGGCUCCAAAACCUCACAAAACUGCUUCUGAUUUCCAAUGACAUAUCAGGUUUCAUACCAAAUGAAAUAGGCAAUUGCAGCUCUCUUAUAAGGUUGAGGCUUGGAAACAAUAGGAUUACAGGAAGCAUUCCCAGGACAAUAGGCAACCUAAAGAGCUUGAACUUUUUAGACCUCUCUGGGAACCGCUUCUCAGGUCCAGUGCCUGAUGAGAUUGGAAGCUGCUCUGAACUGCAAAUGAUAGACUUCAGCAGCAACAGCUUAGAAGGCCCUCUGCCUAAUUCGUUGUCUUCACUAUCAGCAGUUCAGGUAUUGGAUGCAUCUUCCAACAAGUUUUCAGGUCCUUUACCGGCAAGUUUGGGCCGUCUAGUUUUUCUGAGUAAGCUAAUCCUGAACAAUAACUUAUUUUCUGGACCUGUUCCUGCAUCAUUGAGCCUAUGUUCAAAUCUCCAACUGCUUGAUCUUAGCAGCAACAACCUCAGUGGAAACAUACCAGCUGAGCUUGGCCGGAUCGAGACUCUAGAAAUUGCUCUUAAUCUUAGCUGCAAUUCACUCAGCGGAAUAAUCCCAGCUCAGCUAUCUUCUCUUACCAAGCUUUCCAUAUUGGACCUCUCACACAACCAGUUGGAAGGAGAUUUGCAACCUCUUGCUGAGUUAGACAACCUUGUCUCACUCAAUGUAUCUUACAACAAACUUUCUGGCUGUCUUCCAAAUAACAAGCUUUUCAGGCAGUUGACAUCAAAAGACUUCACUGCAAAUCAAGGGCUCUCAUGCUUUGUGAAGGAUUCUAGCAAGACUGGUAUGGAACUAAAUGGAAAUGAACUAAGGAAGUCGCAAAGGCUUAAGCUAGCCAUUGGAUUGCUGAUAGCCUUAACAGUAAUAAUGAUUGUAAUGGGAAUAACUGCUGUGAUCAAAGCAAGAAGAACCAUUAGGGAUGAUGAUUCAGAAUUGGGGGACUCAUGGCCAUGGCAAUUCAUACCAUUUCAGAAAUUAAACUUUUCAGUGGAAGAAAUACUGAAGUGUUUAGUUGAUAGAAAUAUUAUUGGAAAGGGAUGUUCUGGUGUUGUAUAUAGAGCUGAAAUGGAUAAUGGGGAAGUCAUUGCUGUGAAGAAAUUGUGGCCAACAACAAUUGAUGCAGAAGAGGCAUUUAAGGAAGAAAAAAGUGGAGUUCGUGAUUCAUUUUCAGCUGAGGUCAAGACACUUGGCUCAAUCCGUCAUAAGAACAUUGUCAGAUUCUUGGGGUGCUGUUGGAACAGACAAACAAGAUUGCUUAUUUUCGAUUACAUGCCGAAUGGAAGUUUGAGUAGUCUACUUCAUGAGAGGUCUGGAAAUUCUCUGGAAUGGGAACUUAGGUACAGAAUCUUGUUAGGUGCUGCAGAAGGCCUUGCAUAUCUACAUCAUGACUGUGUCCCUCCUAUAGUCCACAGAGAUAUCAAAGCCAAUAACAUCCUCAUUGGCCUUGAAUUUGAACCUUACAUCGCUGACUUUGGCUUGGCUAAACUCGUUGAUGAUGGCGAUUUUGGUCGUUCUUCCAAUACAGUUGCUGGCUCCUAUGGAUAUAUUGCUCCAGAAUAUGGCUAUAUGAUGAAGAUCACAGAGAAGAGUGAUGUUUAUAGCUAUGGAGUAGUUUUGUUAGAAGUCUUGACAGGUAAGCAACCAAUUGAUCCAACCAUCCCAGAUGGUCUACAUGUUGUUGAUUGGGUGAGACAGAAGAAAGGUCUUGAAGUGCUUGAUCCAAGCUUUCUCUGUAGACCAGAAUCAGAAAUAGAGGAAAUUAUGCAGGCAUUGGGAAUAGCGUUAUUGUGUGUGAACUCAUCUCCUGAUGAAAGGCCAACAAUGAGAGAUAUCGUCGCUAUGCUGAAGGAGAUAAAGCAUGAAAGGGAAGAGUAUGCAAAAUUUGAUGUGCUUCUAAAAGGGUCUCCUGCAAAUGAUGCACGCGGGAAUAAAUGCUCUGGUGGAGUUCCUCUACCAACAGCUUCUUCAUCAGUACCAGUCAUGCAAACUUUGAAAACAAAAAGCAAUAACUCAAGCUUCUCUGUGUCUUCUCUGUUCCAUUCCUCUUCAAGUGUCAAGAUGGGUUCCAAAUGA
Molecule: messenger RNA, 3420 nt
Organism: Sphenostylis stenocarpa
Lineage: Eukaryota; Viridiplantae; Streptophyta; Magnoliopsida; Fabales; Fabaceae
Source: the annotation of a GenBank genome assembly